CCACCAUGCCCAGAGGGGCUCCCCUCCCCCUUCCCCUGUCACAAAGGCCGUGAGGAACCCUGCUCAGGCAAGGUGUGAACAUUAAACCCAGGGGCGUGGGGAAAUCCUGAGGGGGAGAGGAAUAUCCCAGCCCACCACUAAGAGGAAGUAGAGAACCCACUGAGCUGGAGAAGGAGCUCUGUCACACUUUAUAUACGCAGUGUUUCUAUUUUAACACACAGUUUAACAGGACAAUAAUGUUCAGCGUAUUAUGAGUUUCCAAAUUAUGCCUGACAAGGCAUACUUGGUACAAAAUAUAUCAUAAUUUUGCAAAAGAGUGAAUACAGGGUUACAGACUGUUGCAGUGUCUGUCUGUGUGUGUUCCUAGCAGAUGUGUGUGUAUUUUAAUCCCUCAUGAGCAGAGUGUUCUGCACCUUUGAGGACCUGGGGAGCUGGCCCUGGGAUUUCACUGGUUUACUAAGGACUGCGUUUUAAAUCAAUAAUUAUUUUUCAUGAUAAAGUCUUAUGAAUUCACCUGAUCUCCUUUGUUUUCUUUCGUCUGAGCAGGGUUACCAGUUUCCAAACUUAAUGUGAUCUCCGAGGUGGAAGAAGGGGAAGAGCCGUGGGUCCCAGACCUCCGGGAUUCAGAGGAAAGAGAGAUCCUCAGAGAUCCCUGCACGGGUGACGCGAUGGUGAGUGAGAAUGAGGAGCAGAAUUCUCAGCAGGAAGAUACUGAGCAAGUGGAACUACACGGAGCAUUAUCAAAAAUAUCCAAAAGGAACAUGUGCAGAAGUCAUGAGGAGGGAAAAGCCUGUGAGAUAGAGACAGAGCAGGGAAACCAGCCAGGGGAGAAAUUGAGUACAUUAAUUUACUGUUGGGGAACUCACAAGGACCACAAAGAAACCACAGUCCAGCAGAAAAUCCUCAGAGGAAAGAGAAAAUACACGUGCACUGAGUGUGGAGACAACUUCAGUGACUGCCCAGCCCUUAUUAAACAUCAGAGACUCCACACGGGAGAGAAACUCUACCAAUGCUGCAAGUGCGGGAAAACCUUCAAUCAAAUGUCACACCUCACUCAACAUGAGAUAAUCCACACUGGGGAGAGACCCUAUGAAUGUAGAGAGUGUGGGAAAGCCUUCAAUCGCAGCUCACACCUCACUCAACAUCGGAGAAUCCACGUGGGAGAGAGACCCUAUGAAUGCUGUGAGUGCGGGAAAACCUUCAAUUGCAGCUCACAUCUCACUCGACAUCGGAGAAUCCACAUGGGAGAGAGACCCUAUGAAUGCUUUGAGUGUGGGAAAACCUUCAAUUGCAGCUCACAGCUCACUAGACAUGAGAUAAUCCACACAGGAGAGAGACCCUAUGAAUGUAGAGAGUGCGGGAAAACCUUCACCCUCAGCUCGUAUCUCACUACACAUGAGCGAAUGCACAGGGGGGAGAGGCCCUUUCAGUGCUCUCAGUGUGGGAAAAGCUUUACUCGGAGCUCAUCCCUCAUUAGACAUGAGAGAAUGCACACGGGAGAGAGACCCUAUAAAUGCUGUGAGUGCGGGAAAAGCUUCACGUCCAGCUCAAACCUUAUUCAGCAUCAGCGAAUCCACACCGGGGAGAGGCCCUAUGAAUGUGGCGAGUGCGGGAAAGCCUUCAAUUGCAGCUCAGAGCUCACUAGACAUGAGAGAAUCCACACAGGAGAGAGACCUCAUGUAUGCAGAGAGUGUGGGAAAACCUUCACUCUCAGGUCAGAUCUUACUACCCAUGAGAGAAUCCACACAGGGGAGAGGCCCUUUCAGUGCUCUCAGUGCGGGAAAACCUUCACUAGGAGCUCAGACCUUACUAGACAUGCGAGAAUCCACACAGGAGAGAGACCCUAUGAAUGCUGUGAGUGCGGGAAAAGCUUCAUUUCCAGCUCAAAGCUUAUUCAGCAUCAGAGAAUCCACACCGGGGAGAGGCCCUAUAAAUGUGGAGAGUGCGGGAAAACCUUCAGUUGCAGUUCAAAGCUCACUAGACAUGAGAGAAUGCACAGGGGGGAGAGACCUUAUGAGUGCCGGGAGUGCGGGAAAACCUUCACUUACAGCUCAGAUCUUACUGCCCAUGAGAGAAUCCACACAGGGGAGAGGCCCUUUCAGUGCUCUCAUUGUGGGAAAACCUUCACUAGGAGCUCAGACAUCACUAGACAUCACAGAAUCCACACGGGAGAGAGACCCUAUGAAUGUUGUGAGUGCGGGAAAAGCUUCAUUUCCACCUCAAACCUCAUUAAACAUCAGCGAAUCCACACUGGGGAGAAGCCCUAUAAAUGUGGUGAGUGCGGGAAAGCCUUCAAUUGCGGCUCACAGCUCACUAGACAUGAGAGAAUCCACACGGGAGAGAGACCCCAUGAAUGCUGAGAGUGCGGGGAAACCUAUCCUCACAGCUCAGAUCUUACUAACAUGAGAGAAUCCCCCGGGAGAGAGAGACCCCAUGAAUGCUGAGAGUGCGGGGAAAGCUUCACUGACAGUUCAAAUGUUGCUCAACAUCAGAGAAUCCUCACAGGCGAGAAAUCCUAUGAAUGCUCUGAGUACGGGAAAACCUUCACUCUCAGCUCACACCGUACUAGAUAUUGGAGAAUCCACACGGGAGAGAGAUCCUAUUAAUGUGAAUUUGGGAAAACCUUCAGUCAAAGCUCACACCUCAGUACUGGGGCUGUCCAUUAAUCACGUGAGUUAACUACGAUUAACUCAAAAAAUGAAUUGCGAUUAAAGAAAUUAAUCGUGAUUAUUCACAGUUUUGAUCGCGCUGUUAAACAAUAGAAUACCAAUUGCCAUCCAAAAGUAUUUAAAUACAUGGUAUUCUGUGAUUGUUUAACGGUGCAAUUAAUCAUUAUUUUUUGUAAUCACUACUCACUGCACAUCAGAGAAUCCACACGGGAGAAGGCUCCUAUAAACGCUGCGCGUGUGGGAAAACCUUCAAUUGCAGCCCCCAGCUCACUUGACAGCGGAGAAUCGACACGGGAAAGAGACCCCUUGAAUGCUGUGAGUGUGAGAAAAACUUCACUCGGAGCUCAGCCCUUAUCGGAAUCGGCAAGGGAGUUAAACAUCAUAAAGACCUCUAGGGCUAUCAAUACAUUUUUUUCUUUAACACUUUCGCUGUAGUGACCUUUAAAGCUGUGCGAACCAUUUGCAUCAGCAUUAUCCCUCAGCUUGUCCAGGUGAUUUGCUCAUUUUUCCCUUGGGCAGCUCACCCUUUUCUGGGGUGGACCCGAUUGUCCUUUCUAGCCACUCCGUUGUCCCCUGAGUAACAGGAGUUUGUGUCUCCUUCCAUGAAACAAGGAGCAUCACAUUUAUACCGUUCCUCUUAUUGUACGGUUAUUUUUUUAUAGUCACCAGUGAUACAGAUUGUAUCAUUCUCAGUUGUUCUCCCAUUGCUGUGGAGUGUGCUCAAUGGCAUUUUUGGACCCUUUUUUUCAUUUAUGAUACAUUUAAAUAUAAUGAAGAGAAGCAGGAGCAGAAAAACAAUGUCAUUUCAGCCUCUGUGACCCUGGAAGGAGAUGGGGAGAUUCAGAGAGAUCCCCUCCUUCCCCAUCAUUCCAGAACUGUUACCGCCUCUCUGAGCCAGGCAGAGUUUAUCUUCUUCACAGUCUGUCGCUCCACCUCUCAGAGUGUCGUGUGGUGCCGUGUUCUCAGCUGUCUGGGCUUGGAGGAGAUGCUUUGACUUGUUUAAUCAGUCGUGGGGAGAUGAAAGUGUCAGUUCCUGGAAGGGGAAUUCAACUGGAUCCCAAACACAGAGUGAUCCUUUGGAUUUUAAAUCCCAGUUUCCGUUUAUUGGCAAAGCCACUUUGGGGAAGGUUAGAUGUUUUUUGCCCACAUUAUGAGGCUGUUAGGAUGCUAAAACUUUUGCAUAUAACAUAACUCAGUAAUGAGACACUGCUGAGUGAAGCAGGUUUGAGUGGAUCAGAGGAGAAUCUGAUGGGAGAAUCUCUUGUCUUAAUUCUGAGUCAUCAGAUGUAACCUGUUCUGGAAUUUCACUGGGUAUUUUCAUUUUCAUUUAGUCUAUCCGAGAGGUGGGUUUCUCUCUUUCCCGAAGGCUGGUUGGUCACCCAGCUGGAGAUUUGUUUAGUUGGACAGGCUGGAGCUCAGAUUUAUUGGAGACUUCGAGACACAUGACCAUUCGCUAAAGUCAUGACUUCUCACUUCAGUGCUGCUUUCCCCCCGAUCCCUCCAUGACGACGUGGAGAAAGUUCAGGUGCAGUUCUGUCAACAGGAGCGAACUCUCCAGUUCACUGGCCAUGCUAAUAAAGCAGCAGCCGUGAUUUAAAAUGGUGAACAGCAGCAGACCCAAACUGUGCAACUAACUGAAGCAAGCGCAGAUGAUCACAGUGGAGUUCAAUUGUUUAAGCCAGCGGUUCUCAGACUUCGUUUCACCGUGACCCCCUUCUAACAACAACAAUUGCUACAGGAUUCACACACACACACCCCCGGCAGAAGCUGAAGUCAGAGAGCUUCAGCCCCAGGCAGCAGGGCUUGGGCUUCAGUCCAGGGUCUAACGCCAGCCCUGGCGAUCCCCUUAAACCGGUUUGGGAACUGCUGGUUUAGUCAGUAUUGUCUCAGAUGAUCCGGGGAAGAGAAUUCCACAGUAACUGACUGGGAACUAGACAAAAUGCCCAUGUGCAGUAUUCGGUUCCCAGAGCAUGUGUAAGCCAGGCCCUGCGAAGGUGGCUCCUAGCUAGUCCUGUGCUAUGGGAAAUGCUGCCCUUCACGACGCAGAUGUGGAGGAAAUAGAAGUGGGGGGUUGGUUUGUUUUUGUUGAAUUUACCCUAACCAAUGUCACAGCAAGGAUCUUUCUAGCAGCUGGAAGUAUAAAAGAGGGAGAACAACAUCAUCACUGGCCUCUCCCCACCUCAUAUCAACACCUGGAAGAUUGUCUGGAGGACAAAGGCUUUGAACGAGGAGCUUGGUCCCAGGCUGGAAGGGAGCUCAGUCUGAGUACUGAGAGCUGUGAGCUGCCUCUAACGUCUGUUAGGGGGAGAGACUGUUCGAGUCAAAUCUUGCUUAGUCUGUUACAGUUCGAAUUUAGACUCUGUUUCUAUUUUUAUUUGGUAGGUAACCCAUUUUUCUCUCUAAGCCUGUUACUUAUAGUCACUUCAAAUCUGUCUGUAGUUAAUAAAUCUGUUUUAUAUU
This is a messenger RNA of Mauremys mutica (yellowpond turtle), 5129 nucleotides long. Its product is annotated as zinc finger protein 345-like. Gene Ontology annotation, biological process: negative regulation of transcription by RNA polymerase II; regulation of cytokine production; regulation of immune system process. The coding region runs from base 669 to 2360 and encodes 563 amino acids. NCBI's taxonomy places the organism in Eukaryota, Metazoa, Chordata, Testudines, Geoemydidae. The record is from RefSeq and is a predicted model, not a curated record. The transcript has 2 exons.